CAACAACCUUACAGCGCUUGAGAGCCGUCCCAUCGAGAAAUCCAGGAGACAACUGUAGUCAAAAUGGUUUUCAUCCUCGGCGUGAACUUCCCGGAGCGAAAUCUCGUCCAGAAAUCGCUUCAGAGCUUCUUUGGUGUCGGACCACUAGUCUCAUCACGCAUAUUAUCCCGCUUCCACAUCCACCCAACAUGUCGAGUCGGCGAGCUGGCCAACAAACAGGUCCUUGAUCUCACGGCGGCACUCUCAGAUAUGAAAAUCGAAAACGAUCUUCGGAGAAAGAUUCUUGAUGAUAUCAAACGCCUAAAGGAGACGGGUACAUACCGUGGUCGGCGCCAUGCGUUGGGAUUGCCAGCUAGAGGCCAGAGGACAAGGACACAGACCAAAACCGCGAUUAAGCUCAACCGUAUGGAGCGACGACUUUGAAUAUGGCCUUCUGGGUGCUAGCCUUGGUCUGCUUGGAUCGCUCUGGUAGCAGGUUUAUUGUGUGAGGGCAUGGCAUGGCGUUGUAUUCAAAUGUAUUUUAUUCCAAUUUUGAUUCCCCUAGGAUUCCACUAAAUGUAC
Messenger RNA from Aspergillus versicolor CBS 583.65, 561 nucleotides. Its product is annotated as mitochondrial 37S ribosomal protein uS13m. The record is from RefSeq and is a predicted model, not a curated record. Gene Ontology annotation, cellular component: ribosome; small ribosomal subunit; mitochondrion. Bases 64 to 423 code for a protein of 119 amino acids. The transcript has 4 exons. NCBI's taxonomy places the organism in Eukaryota, Fungi, Ascomycota, Eurotiomycetes, Eurotiales, Aspergillaceae. Gene Ontology annotation, molecular function: structural constituent of ribosome; RNA binding. Gene Ontology annotation, biological process: translation.